Molecule: messenger RNA, 1499 nt
Organism: Astrephomene gubernaculifera
Lineage: Eukaryota; Viridiplantae; Chlorophyta; Chlorophyceae; Chlamydomonadales; Astrephomenaceae
Source: the annotation of a GenBank genome assembly
GCUGAUUUCCCCACGAACAAGGCCAUAGGUGUACAACAAGUUACGCAGGUGUAGAAGGAAGUGACCCUACGUUGCAUAUUGCACGCUAUAUCGUUCUCAGGUGUGAGCGACUCUUUGAAGCUAAGGGAGCAGGGUUGUCGUUUUUUCGUUACAGCUUCCAUCUUAUUGCAAGGUAGCGUUUGCGUUAGACAGAGCAGUGGUUGUAGGCCAGCAGAGCUAAGAAAUGUCCGUCGAGGUUGGCAUAAAAUGGAGCGGCAAGGAGUUUACAAUCCAGUUGGAGCCGACGGAAACCGUGAUGGCGUUAAAGCAUAAGCUGGAGAAUGAGACCAACGUCCUUGCCAAGCGGCAGAAGAUUUUGGGGCUUAAGACGAAGGAGGGAAAACCAGCAACGGAUGAAUCCCCGGUGGGAGACCUGCAAAUUAAGCCCAGCGUCAAGUUCAUGAUGAUGGGUACCCCCGAGGCCACCAUCGCCGCCACUGCCAAGGAGGCUGAGGCUGCGCCCGAGGUGCAGGAUGAUUUCGACAUCGGUCCAGACGACCAGGUGGCGGAUGUGGCGGUGAAGGAUCGACCCGAGGUGCAGGAGAAGCUAGCUCGGCGGCUGAAGAGUGUGGAGGUGAAGAUCCUGUCACCGCCUCGACCCGGUAAGAAGUGCCUGGUCAUCGACAUCGACUACACCAUCUUCGACCUGGGGUCCACCGCGGAACGACCGGAGGAGCUGGCCCGCCCCUACCUGCACGAGUUCCUGACCACCACGCACCGGGAGUACGACAUCAUCAUCUGGUCGGCCACCAGCAAGAAGUGGGUGGAGGUCAAGAUGAGGGAGCUGGGCGUGUUGGGCCACACGGACUACAACAUCGUGUGUUUGUUGGACCACACCGCCAUGGUCACCGUGCACACCGAAAAGUACGGCGUGUUCGACUGCAAACCACUGCAGUUCAUCUGGGAGAAGUUCCCCGGGCAGUACACCCCCGCGAACACCAUCAUGCUGGACGACCUAAAGCGCAACUACAUCAUGAACCCGCAGCAGGGGCUGGUCAUCCGGCCCUUCCGCAAGGCGCACCUGACCCGUGGGUCGGACCGCGAGCUGCUGGGUCUCACUGCCUACCUGGCCGCCAUUGCCCCCCUGGCGUCCUUGGAGGGGUUGGACCACUCGCGCUGGGAGAAGUAUCUGGACCGGUUGAAGCGGCGGGGGUAAAGAGGAAACAACUAACUUUGUUGACCGUGUGAUAAGGCGUGGGGGCGGCGGAGGGGACAGCAUUGAGGGGGGAAGGUGUGGGGUGGGGUGAGGGAAAGAAGGAGACCCAGUUUGUGUUUGGAUGAUACGGUAAUGGCGUGGCAAACUAGGAGCGAGAAGCUCUGGGUGCAUGCAAUCGUGUUGGGUGUAAAGAGGAAACAACUAACUGACUGAGGGAUAAGGCGUCAACAUGGGUUGCAACAUGUGAGCCAGCCCGACCCGCCCAGCCCGAAUUAGCGAAGCCAGUACGUGUAAUGCACUUACC